AUGCGAGGGACGCCACGGGAGGGCGACGAAACGGGGAGGGGCGACGGGGAGCAGGGGCGACGGGGGGGCAGCAGGUCGCGCUGGCGCACAUCGCUGGCGCCUGGCGCUGGCGUACGCGUCGGCGUUGGGCGCUGGCGGCCGCGGUCGGCGCUGGCGUCGGCGCUGGCGGCCGCGUUUGGCGCUGGCGUCGGCGCUGGCAGCCGUGUUCGGCGCUGGCAUCGGCGCUUGCUGCCGCGUUCGGCGCUGGCGUUGGCGCUGGCGGGCGAGUUCGGCGCUGGCGGCCGCGUUCGGCGCUGCGCGAUCCGCAACGCCCGUGAACCAGCCGUCAACGUUCAUGCCCCAUUCACUAGAAGCUUCAAGACGGACGCUCUUCUCCGUUUUGCUCCGCCUCACUUAUCCUCAUGCGCUCUCCAACCCAUCGCCGCCUCCUACGCCGUUUCCCACGCCGUUUCCCCCGCCGUCUCCCUCCCGUUCCCUCCCCCUCGUCACUACCAGUGGAGUUUACGACCACUCGUCUCGGAAAUCGUGGAGACCACCGACUUGUCGAAUCUCAAGAUAUUUCCCUCGAAUAUCUCAGGAACAUACAAAGGCACAUGGGAGGUCGCGCGGAACUCCUCGUCGUCGCGAUUCCCGGACCUACAGAAGAAUUCUGGAAAUAUUAUUUUCCAAUUAAAGACCAGCAGCACGGCUCGUCCCGAGGUUCACUAUGUCCAUGGAGAGGUUGUGUUGCGGGACGGAAUGUACAUUAGCGACGGUGACGUGCAUAUGAAGCUCGAAGGGGUCUACCUCCGCCCCUUCGGCCACCUUAGAAUGGUUCUCAGCAGCUCGGCGGGAGCGGACUCCACAGAAGUGGACGAAGAGAGCGCCGCCAACGGCUACCAGCUGGAGCUGCACGACUCCAGUAAACGAGGCCAGGGGUCACCAGAUCACACAGCGGUGGUGGAGAUGGCACGGAACUGCAAGAUCAGGAUGAUCACGCACGUCUCGCCCGCCGUGUGGGAGUGGCGAAACGGCGUGCAGGAGCACGUGCCGACGUACCUCUCCCCUUCUUCCCAUGCCCCUUCUUCCCAUGCCCCUUCUUCCCAUGCCCCUUAUUCUCGUGCCCCUUAUUCUCAUGCCCCUGCUCUGCUGUUCCUGCUGUGCUGUUCUUUCUGUUUCUAUCCAUCACCAUUCUAUUCUCCUCUCUCAUCCGUCGCCACUCCUCUCCCUUCCAUCCGCACCCCUCUCUCUUCUAUCCUCACCCCUCUCACGCAUCCCCCCCUCCCUCCCCCUUUCUGCCUCCUCUUACCCCUCCCUCCUCCCCUCCCCGCCCUUUCUCCCCCAUCGCCACAGGGAGCAGCCAAGGUAUCAAUGCUGAUGGUGGGGCAGCAGGCCAUCAUGGACGCAAGGGAGAAGCAUGAAGGAGCAGCCAAGGGAGCAGCCAAGGUAUCAAUGCUGAUGGUGGGGCAGCAGGCCAUCAUGGAUGCGUACCUCUGCCUGCUGCACCUCACAGCCGGCAUUGUGGUUGGAGCGGAGUCGCUAUUCAACGCCUUUGCAACAGCAGCAUUCUUCAAGUUUGUCAUCUUCUCCAUCUUCGAGAUGCGCUACCUGCUCGCCAUCUGGAAGGCCCGCCGCCCCGCGCAGUCAUCUGAGAGCUGGGACCUCAUGCGGCGCGAGUUAUCGAUCCUCUACUCGCGAUUCUGUGAGUGCUUGAUCGACGGGAAGGAAGGAAGACGGCUUUCUUCUAGGGGGAAUUCUCCUCAUCUACCGCUUCAGCACAGCCCUGCGCUACCUGCUGCUGCUCUUCUACUCCUUCUGGAUCCCCCAGAUAGUCACAUCCGUUAUAUAAGGGACUCGCGCAAGCCCCUCCACGUGCACUACAUCCUGGGCAUGUCCGCCACCCGCCUCGCCAUCCCGCUCUACAUUUUCGGCUGCCCGAAAAACUUUAUGCGCGUGGAGCCGAGCCCUGCGUGGUGCGCUGCCCUGAUUGCGUUCAUGGGGGCGCAGGUGGUGGCGCUGCUGCUGCAGCACUACCUGGGACCGCGGUGGUUCAUCCCGAAACAGUUCCUCCCUGAGAAGUAUUCAUACUUCCGCCGCGUGUCGUGCCUCAUGCGGCAGAGCAGCGACGCGGAUGACAGCGGGCCGGCAGACUGCGUCAUCUGCAUGACGCCCGUGCCCAUCACCUCCCACUCCAUGGAUCGCAUGGUCACCCCCUGUGACCACAUGUUUCACACGGCAUGCCUGCAGCGGUGGAUGGACAUCAAGAUGGAAUGCCCCACCUGCCGCCGCUGCCUCCCCCCCGUCUGA
Closterium sp. Naga37s-1 is the source of this 2286-nucleotide messenger RNA. The record is from the annotation of a GenBank genome assembly. Lineage: Eukaryota; Viridiplantae; Streptophyta; Zygnematophyceae; Desmidiales; Closteriaceae.